GUUCCUUAUUUUCCUUUGCUCAGUUUUUCCGUGACUUCAGCACGGUGGAUAUCAAUUCAAUUAAGAUGUGUAAUUCCUUAAAAAAAAAGUCUUCGUCUGAGCACAUCAACAAAUAGUUUUGUUCUAGAAAGCAGCCCGUGCCCUACGUUGGGAAUAAAGUUAUUUCUCUUUAUUUGACAAUCUCCGCUUUUAAGGCAGACACUUACCAAAGUUAUAAAAGCACUAAGCACUUUAUUCUAAAAUAUCAGCAGAAUAACAUGUAGUCCAUGACACAAGUGCAACAGUUUCCUGCUCAAAGAUUGGGGGACUGCUUCCGAAGAAUUCAUGGAACAGAUUUCCGGAUAUACAUGCGCAUGUGUUGUUUGGUUUUUCCUUUCGGCUCUUGGAUACACAAGGAGCCUAGGUCAGUUUAUUUCACAUGGGAUUACCCAGUUUUCAAACCACUCAUUGACCACCAUGUAACUAAGGUGAAGGACGAAUGGGGAGCUACAGAAUUUGUUGUUACUCAUGUCACCAGCUGCAGAAGUGGUGGACUAGCUAGCAGUCUUCUCUUUGGGCUGUCUCCAUGCACUGGUGGAUUAGACCAAGAGUACCAGUUCAGUCCGGAAUGUUCUGUUGUGGAAGAUCCAAGGGAGAAGAUAACAAGCGCCAGACCGAUGAUUCAAGCAACGCUCCGGCAGUCACCCGCUCAAAAGAAGAACACCAACAAGAGGCAACUAGCAGCGAGAAGCUGCUGGAGCAGCUCGAAAGGCGCCUCUCUCAUCCAGAUCACAAAACACGUUUGCUGAAUCCAAAGGAGGCCGAACCUCUGGUCUCGCCUGAUCAAAGUGCCGUAACCGAAGACCAGCCUUACAUAGCGAUUGAUGCAGAAGCUGAGUACGGUACGCCUAGAAGAAGAAAGUCAAGUCGCCCUUUGUCAGAUCCUUCUGAAGGUAGAAACUCUAAGAGCGCUGGACCUGCUCCCGAGCAGACAAUAGAAUACCCCGAGAAUAGUGAUGGAGGGUCAAGACUGCAAGAACCUCCUGUCGUUGUGUCUAAAUCGUUGUCUUCUUAUUACGAUGCAAAGAAAGCGCACCCGUAUGUUAGGUCGUUGUCUCAGGAUGAGUCCAGAACUAAGGAGGCAGUAAAAUCUGCCCAGCAUGAAGAAUUACUCAAAGAGCUUAGUUUGCAUCCGCGCCUUCAGUCCACCGAGCAACGAAUUCAGUACCACCACGAUAUAUCUUGUGAGCCGCGCCUUCAUCUGACACAGCAGUACCAGCAGCAAUAUCAAUACCAUCCUCAUCAGCAGCAACACCAGCAGCAACAUCAUCAACAGCCGCUGUUGCAAGAAAAGAAUCAAUAUCAGCAGCCUCAACAGCAGCAAUUGAAUCAACAUUCUCAAAAACGACACCAACACAGUUUUUCGGAACCCAUUCAAUUUCAAGUUUCCGAACCGAACCGUCAGGCUUAUCGCCAGAUAUCUUACCAACAACCACAAGAUCUUUUCUCACAUCAACAACAAGAUUUUUAUCAAAACCAGCAUAUAAUAUUUCAGAAGCAACAACAGCGUUUCACACAAUCACAGACAACAAGAGGUCAUGAGAACAUUCUAUCAGAUCGAGGACAUCUUCAAUCAACACGUCCCUUCGAGGGCACCCUUUCAGCAUUGGAGGCUAAUCGUAAAAGUGCCGAACCUCAAAACAUACCUACUCAUUCAUCAGCUACAGCAAGCGCCACUUUUUCAUCCAAAAACAGCAGCAGUUACCUCUAUGCAAACUCAAAUGCCUCCACUGGUUCGAAGAAUGGAUCGGGUCCUGUUGGGCUCGAGAUGGGCAUAAAAAGUAUGGAGUUUGAAGACGACAGCUUCGUAGUUGAGACUGUGGAAAUCAUUAAACGCCCCGGACAGACGCUGGGAUUUUAUAUACGUGAGGGGAAUGGCUUCGACCGAUCCGACGGCGUCUUCAUUUCUCGCAUACAAAUGGGCACUGUGGCGCAAAGCAACGGGCUUCUCCAUGUUGGGGACGAGAUUGUCACUGUCAACAAUGUCAAGGUUGGUAACAUGUCCCUGGAUGAUGUUGUCAUCCUCAUGUCCAUUCCCAAGAAGCUGGUACUCACCAUUCGGACGCGUAGAAACAGCAGCAAGAAUAAAUCUUGUCCUUCUUUGCCCAUGGCUGAAAAACCUGAUCCUCCAAUAGUGGUUCUCAAAAAGGGCAGAUCUUCGUCGGCCUCAGCGCUAGAGAUGACAGAAAAAUGUCCGGACAUGUACGAGCCUGGACAGUCGUACGCUCAAUAUCCGUUUCAAACUGCCGAUUACUUACCUAGGAGAGAUGUGAGUCAAGACCGACAUGCCCCAGGCUCAAGAUAUACCAGUAUUUUUAUCACACCCCAGAGAGCGGAGGCCAAACUGCUAAAAGAUGAUGGCGUAGACAGUAGUAACUCCAGUGAUGGUUCCUUGCCCCGGAGCAUAGAUUCCAAGGAAAGGGUGUACCUCGGACAGGAAGUAGGCGACACUCCACAUACAGGCUACAUGAGUGUCACAAACCCUAUUUACGAUCAUUUUCCUCUAAUGUCCGAGAGGGAUUAUAAACACCACUAUUUACCGGACAGUCUGUCGAGAAAGUCGGCGCUGCCCAAAUCGCCAUCCAAACAAAGUCCGCUUGGUGCUUCUCCUCAUCUGCAUGGGUAUCGGAGCCGCACGGGCCCAGACACUAGUCCGGCGUACUCUGAGCCGCCUUACAUGAAUGUGGGUGCCCUAAGGGAGGGGCUUUUGCAGCAGUCACAGCAGAACUACCAACAUCACAUUACAUCUCCUCACUAUCCUGCCCAGCACCAGCAGCAUUUUACCAGCCAUUACCCUUUCCAGACCCAGUCACCGCACCAGAGUUAUCCACUACACACAUCACCUCAGGGCACUAUGCCAUACCCCAUCCAGUCGCCGCAGUACCGCGGGGGCAUGUCCGUAUCUCAGGAGGAGAGGAGAAGGCAAGAGAGACUUCGGACCCUCCUCAAUACGAAAUCGCGAUACGGACGCUUGCUAAGGAGUCGCUCCCCAGAGUGCUACAAUUCCGACUCGGAGCUUAUAUUUACGCACCAGCAGCAAAGCGACGGCCGCGGGUUUGCGUCGGAUUACGAGACCUACGGAGGCGCAUUUAGCGAUGACGAACCAGUCUAUUCCAUUCCAAGAAUACCGUCCAGUUCGUCUUCAGAGCUGGAGAAACUUCUGAAAAAGUUUACGACUCUGUCUCAAGAGUUGCAGCAGGAACAGAGCAAACUUCAACGACAACUUAGUACACGGGAUAAAGCGACACGUCCAGGUCAAAUUCCAUUAUCGAGAGCGGACAGCUUGUCUGGAGAUGAAUACGGCUUUCAGUCAAUAUCAGGCCAGGGAUCACCUGUGCCCAUUAGGAGAGCUGCUUCCACGCAGACCCCUGCUCUUCCACCUCGUCUAUCCCGCCUUCCUAGCGCCGAUACGCCGCCUUUUCUCUACAGCACUUAUCAGCACGAAUCGCAUCCAGACCUUUCCGGAAGGGCUCUGUCUAGUGGUGGGGCCAUCGGAGGCGUCGGGUCACUGUCACUCGCUGGAGGUCUGCCGUUAUCUACCUCACAAACUUCCAUGCAGCUAACGAAACACGGCGAGACGUCCACGCCUUCAUCACCUAGGGCGUCGUCGGGGAGGCUCCGAGAUCUGCAGCUCACCCGGAAGCCCCUUCACAUACCAUACAGCGAAUUCGAGCCCUACAAAGCGGACAUGCGGAAGCGAGUGGAGCUGACACGGUCCGGUGGGCUAGACGGGCUCCUCAGCAUCCAUAUCAUGUCCGGUCAAGGCCUAAAAUCUUCCAAAACAAGCUUGCGUGAUCUUUACUGUGUCGUUGCAGUGGACUCCCUCAACAAAGCCAGGACUAUGAUUAGAACUGGAGCAAUCAACUUCGACUGGGACGAGGCGUUCGAUGUGGAUUUAGAAGAUUCGAAGGAAGUGUCCUUCCUCAUCUAUCAUUGGGACCCCAACUAUAAACACAGGCUUUGCUUCCAUGGAUCUAUAUUGCUGCCCAGUUACGUCAGCAGUGGUCAUAAGAGAUAUGUGGCCAUCAAACUGGAGCCGAAAGGGAUUCUUUUUGUGACUCUGCUCUAUAAAGAGCCAGCCAUAUCGCUCCAACGCUUACCUUCGAUAAAGAAAAAUGCUCUGUUUGGCGCCGAGCUAGAAUCGAUCAUUUUGAGGGAGAACUCAGGGCUCAAUGUUCCACUUAUUGUUCACAAGUGUGUUCAGGAAGUAGAGAGGCGGGGCUUAGAGACUGUCGGAAUUUAUCGUCUCUGCGGAAGUGCCAGGAGAAAGACAAUGCUCAGAGAGGCGUUCGAGGCUGACGCUUUAUCGGUUGAUUUGUCACCGGAGAAUGUUUCGGACAUUCACGUCAUAACAGGUGUUCUCAAAGAUUAUUUACGUGAGUUACCAGAGCCACUGUUUACUAACGCCUUGUAUCAGAUGCUUCUAGAUGCACUAAGUGUGCGCUUACCAUGUGACCCGGAGGGGAGCGCAAAACUCAUGCUCAGUAUUUUAGAGUGCCUUCCCUCUGCUAAUCAGGAUACAAUGGCACUUCUUCUCAAUCACUUACGCAGAGUGGCAGCACAUUGUGACAAGAACAAAAUGCCAAUAGAUAAUCUGGCCAUUUGCUUUGGACCUGUACUUCUGUGUCCUGCCCCAAGUUCGAACCCAGAUCCCCUACUAGAUUUCAGAAAACAUAUUGAGGUGCUACGCUAUCUACUGGAGAUAUGGGACUAUGAAGGAAGCAGUAGUACUGGCACCUCAAAGUCACCCACAGCAGAUACAAUCAUUUCAGUAGAAACAGGAGACUCACCCCACCAGACAUCACAUCAGGGCCAGCAGAUGGACAGUUCCAGAAAUGAUACCAUCAAAUCAGAUGCUGGCGACAUGACAUCCAGCAGGCAAUGACACUGGCUACUGACUAGAUUUUUAUCUAAUUUUUUUACAAUCAUUAUUGUAUAUCCUAUUGUUGAGAUCUCUAUCACUAUUAGUAUUCAUAGUAAAUAAAAACUAAUCAAUGUACAUCUUAGACUGCAGCAUAGAACUAUUCCUGUAUAUACAAAUAAUUGGAUUUAAAUUAUGACUGGUGUAUACUUAUUGAUAUGAAAAUAUCUCUAAAGAAAUAAAGCAGGUUUAUUUUGUCUUAAGUUUUUUUUUAACAAAUAUUUGAGAAAAAAAAUUCCUAGUUUACAGCUUCAGAAUAUAUUAAAAGGCAUGGAUUUAUACAUAAAUAAAUAUAUAUAGAGAGAAAAGAGCUGUUUGUUAAAUUGAUAAUGCUGUACUGUGAAAUAGUAAGAAGAAUGUGCUUGUCAGAUGGUGAAAAACAACUGUAUCAGUUGUGGUAUGCUUAGUUAUUAUGCUUUGAAUAAUGAUUUUUAAAAAGUAUUUCACAUAGGCUGAUUCGAAAAAUUUCUAAGAAAAAUUAUAGGUCAGGCAGCUAGAGUUUAAAUAAUUAUUUGAAUAUUAUCAAGCUUCAAAUUGAAAUUAGAAUUUCAUCCAUUUAGCUUGCUAAUCAACAAAGGAAAAAUUUUGUUUUGCUUUAUUUUUUAAAACAUCAUAUGUAAAGUUAAAGUAAUUGAUCAAACAUUUUACUCAGACUGCUUGUAUUAUGAAUGAUAUUUCAUCCCAUGAUCCAAUUUGUAUGGAAAUGUUUGUAUGUUUUGGUCUCAUUAUCAUGUUAUGUAUAAAACAAAAUUAUAUUCAAUGUUGGCUGCUGUGUGUUUUGAGGUCAUCCUUGAUUUGAAACUAGCUCCAGUGCCAGUAGUACUUCAUUCCAUGUUGCAUAAGUGUGCUUUUUUUCGUUAAUAGAGAUAAUAAGCUGGUAUUACUGUUAGACAGCUGUACUGCCUCUCAUGAUCAGCUGAUAAUAUGGCAUUGUUGAGUAAACAUGUCUAUUCCAGAAGGCAAUAUUCAAUUAUUUAUCCUAUAACCAUGUAUAAGACAUUCAUUCUAAUCAUUACGGACUGCAAACAUUCGUAAGAGAACUAUUUUGAUGAAAUGGCAAGUGUAAGAUUGACUAAUGUAUUUUUUUUAUAUAUCAGUGUACUUUCCGAAAGAUAACCAGUGAUGUGAAUGUCCACUGCUGUCUUUUGUUUUGUUAACCAUUUGAAAUGUUGCUUUCAAAGAUUGUAUGAGACCAAGACAAUUUCUGGAUAAAAAUUUGGUUUUGUAGUCAUAUUUUUAUUACAUUGAAUGAGAUGUGUCAUAUGUUGUUUGGUUAUUUUUUAAAUACAUGAUACAAAUAUAUUUUAAGGAAAAACAUUCCAUUUAUAGGUUGAAGAAAUUUAGAUUAUACCGGGUAGUUAAGUAAAAUUAGAACAAUUGUUUUUAAUGUGUACAAGUUUUCUUCUGUGAUUUGUAUUAACUGAAAAAAAAAAUUGAAAAAAAUUGAUUAACUAAUUAGUUUUAAUUUUUUUUUAUUGAUUCAUGUAUUGUCAUCAACUACGAAUAAUUGUGCAAAAUUUCAACUUGAUUCGAAAUGGAAUUGGUAGAAAAAAUGUGUAAAAAAUAACUCCACAUAGACAGCAACAUCUCUCAAUAAUUAGCAUUUAUUUCCUUUUUCAAUACCAAAAAAAAUAAUUAAUUACCAAUUAAUUUUUUUCUCAUUGAUUCAUUAUUUUUUGAUAAGUUCAACUAAUAAUUGUGUAAAGUUUUUACUUGAUCCUAGAAAGGGUGUGGGAGAAAUAACAUACAAAAAUUGUACUAGACACAAGAGUUGAGUUAUUAUUAUUAUUAAACAUUGUGAACAUUACAAUAAAAAGUCAUGAAAUGUGUGCACCUUUAUCUGAUCCCUUGUAUCAGUAUCUUUUUAAAUUGAUUGGAUUGAACUGUGAUUUCUUAUUAUGAAUUCUUUUUUUUUUUUCACAAAAAAUUUUUUUAGAAAGUCUAACUGCCCUUGUAAAUACCCUAAUAAUACAUUUCAUUUUAUAUGAAAAUAUUUAUACUGUUUUUGUUUUUAACUUUUUAUUCUUCUCUAUUUAUAUAAUGCCAAGAAUUUUUUUUGUUUUGUUUUUAAAUGUAAAAGAAAAAAGUAUACUUGUUUUGUAUAUGAGAAAAUCUAAUUUCUGUGAAACUUUGGUACCGGUAUCACCAGUCACAAAAAAAAAAACUUAUGGCUCUUUUUUUUUUUUUAAGAUACCUUCAUAAAUGUGACUUUUGACAUCAGGCUGUCAUCCUUAUCCUUUCCUCUGUGAUUUAAUAUAUGGUUGUGAAUUCAUUUGAAGCAAAAAAAUAUAUAUUUAAUUUUUCUUUGGAUUAUCAAUUUCCUAAUCUUGCCUAUUAAGUCAUACAUGUCAAGUGUAAAUGAACCGAUCUUGCUACAUUCCUUGAGUAAAUUGCCAACAUGAAAUAAUCAUUUUCUAAGGCUAUUUGGAAAAAGAUAAUUGUUAAUGGAUGCUAAGUUUAUUUUACAAGAGUAUCUAGCUUAAAAAUAUUCUUAACAGCACUAUUAAACUUAAUAACAAUGGCAUCAUCUAGAAUUGAAUUAUUUCAUAUGUGACCAAUGUUUACCACAAAGAUAAUUAUCCUUUCAGAUGUAAUAUACAUGAAUAUGUUUUUUAAGUAUGUGUCAGUGAUUUCCUGGUAUAAAUUCAUUGUUGCUGAUUGUCUAAGGAGAAAAUUUUGUCUAACUGUUUGCAUGUGAGUAUGCAAUAGCAUAGCUUUGCACAGCUGUGACCUGAGAACUUGAUGUCCUGUCACAAAGAAAUGUUGUUAUGGCCAUACAAUGAGUUAGUUUGCCUCCAGCAUACAUCUUUUCACUCCUAUCAAGUAGCUCCCUUCCAGAAUACAUCUCUUCACCCAUGUCAUGUAGUCAGAACUAAAUCAUCAAUGUUUCUUGCUUUAAUAAAGCUUUAAGUAUGUUUUAAUCAAUUUUCUUUCUUCAUAAUUGUUUUCCUGAUAUUGUUAUAUAAUUUAGAAAUAAAAUACCUAUGUUGAUAUAAUUAUAUUAACACUUCUUUUUAGUCACAUUCAAGUUAUCAAUGUAUAGUCCAUUUCAUUACUAUCUAUUUAGUCAAGGCGUAAGCCCUUAAUAAUGAUUUUUUUCCCUUUGUUUACCCAAACAUUUUUUUUAUAUGAUACAAGUAGGAUGUGUAAUAAAAUGUGUAUUUUUAAAACAAUUAUUUCCUGUUUAUACUUUGCUUAAUUGUUGUGAUCCAUAAAUUUAGGCAUUUCUUUUAUAUAUAUAUAUUCAAUUAAGUAACUGAGCCAGAGUUGCAACAAAACAAAUCACAUAUUAAUACCACAAUAAAGCACAAGAAUUUAGGACUAGUUGGGUAUUUUUUUUGGUGUUCUUUUUUUUCCUUUCAACUCUUGUAUUAUGGCAAUUAAAGCAAGGAAAAAAAUUAACAACUAAACAAAAUAUAUGCAAAAUGACCAACAGGAAGAAACCUCUCAAAACUCAAUGCAAUCUCCAAACACUUAUUUCUUUCUUUAGAAUUAAAUGUACAGAGGAAACAUGCUAUCUGUUCAAUUGUAGAGCGGUCAAUAUUUUUUUUUAAAAAGGAGGCAGACAGGAACACGGCAGGUUAUUCCAAUUCUACUGGGCUACUUGAAUUUGUUUCAAUAGUUGAUUUAUAAUAAAAACAUUCUAAGAAUAAUAAGAUGUAUGAUGGCUAAUACUUGUAUACAUUGUGAAUUAUAGGUAAUAAAUGAAACCAGCUACUUUAUGACAUUACUAUUAGGGAACAAACAAACAUUAGGAUAUUAAAUCUUUUAUCAAGGCUGAUAAAGUGAUAUCUAAUGAAGACCCAUGAAAUGACACUGAAGUUGUGGAAAAAUGAUAUUGAAUUACUU
This is a messenger RNA of Biomphalaria glabrata, 8809 nucleotides long. RefSeq names its product rho GTPase-activating protein 100F-like. The transcript is spliced from 7 exons. Bases 566 to 4924 code for a protein of 1452 amino acids. Gene Ontology annotation, molecular function: protein binding. The record is from RefSeq and is a predicted model, not a curated record. NCBI's taxonomy places the organism in Eukaryota, Metazoa, Mollusca, Gastropoda, Planorbidae. Gene Ontology annotation, biological process: signal transduction.